This is a messenger RNA of Pieris macdunnoughi, 1155 nucleotides long. NCBI's taxonomy places the organism in Eukaryota, Metazoa, Arthropoda, Insecta, Lepidoptera, Pieridae. The record is from the annotation of a GenBank genome assembly.
AUGACUGCUGGUCUUCUAAGAUGUGUACGAAAUCGAGAUAAACUUCAUAAAAGAUAUAAAAAAGACCCGAACAAUGAAAUUAAGAAAAUAACCUACAAAAGGUACAGAAAUUUUUGGAACUGGCUCCUUAAGAAACUUAAAAGGGAAUAUGAGGAGAAAGAGUUGAAAUCAGCGGCGAACACAAAUAAUAAAGCACUCUGGGACACUAUUAGAAAAUUAACGCAUACAUCAAAACUCAGUAGACCUGCUGAGCAACUUAUUUCUCCUGAUAACCCCUCUGAAUCGAUCAAUUAUAUUAAUAAAUUCUUUGUUUCUGUUGGUAAAGAUCUGGCUGAAAAGGCAUAUUCUUAUGGUAAGGGUUGUAUAUCCUCAAUGCCCAAGCCACUAGCAUCCUUAGUUUUGGAUAGUACCGAUGAAAGUGAAGUUCGCAACUGUAUUCUCAAUUUAAAAAAAGACAAAUGUUCUGGACGGCAUAAUAUUUCAGGUGCUAUAUUAAAACGGUAUCAUCAAAUAAUAGUCCCACCAUUGACAUACAUUGUAAAUUUGAUUUUUUCCACAGGCGUUUUUCCGGAUCAGCUUAAGCUGGCUGAUAUUGUUCCAAUUUUCAAGAGUGGUGACAGAGAAUGUGUCAAUAAUUAUAGACCAAUAUCUAAACUACCCACGAUUGCAAAAGUAAUAGAGAAACUCAUAAACAAACGCCUUGUUCACUAUCUUGAGACCAAGAAUCUCAUUUCUAGCUCGCAAUUUGGUUUCCGUUCCGGUAGUUCUACAAACGACGCCGUUCACGAACUUACUGAUCACAUUGUAGCCAAACUUGACCGAAAGCAAAAAGUUAUAGCGAUAUUUUUGGACCUUGCUAAGGCAUUUGACACAGUCUCUGUCCCACUUCUCUUAAACAAACUUGAAUCUCUGGGUAUCCGUGGUUCUCAAUUGAGUAAUUUCCAAAGUUACCUUAAAAAUAGAUUUCAAAGGGUGAAGGUCGGUGACUUUGUAAGUAGUGACUUGCCAAUAACUUCCGGUGUCCCUCAGGGAAGCGUACUUGGCCCAACGUUGUUUCUAGCAUUCAUUAAUGAGUUAUGUAACCUCCAGUUGCCAAAUGGUAAGAUAAUAUCUUUUGCAGAUGACACUGCCCUUGUAUUCUCUGGCAACAAUUGA